This is a messenger RNA of Orbicella faveolata, 7970 nucleotides long. RefSeq lists its product as uncharacterized. The record is from RefSeq and is a predicted model, not a curated record. NCBI's taxonomy places the organism in Eukaryota, Metazoa, Cnidaria, Anthozoa, Scleractinia, Merulinidae.
CUGUCUCUGGCAAAAGGGAAAAUUUGUGCUGACGAGAACAAAAUGGAGGCACUUGCUACGUUUGGAAGGUUUGCGACGUUAGUUGGGCAAAAUAUUCUCUUCACCUUGUUGUUUGAUGAUCAUAUCUAAAGCUGCCAGGACAAUCCACCUUCAUGUCAAUUCUUCACCAUCUGAAUAUACAGCGUCAGUCAGUGUGUUUACUCGCCCAACUGCUUCUUAAAGUAUAGUUUAUGACCUGCGAGUUGAUUCUGCUGCCCUCAGUCUCCAGUUAGUUAAACACAGGUCUUCAAUUUCCCAAAGUACUUUGUGACGCUGUCAGGUUCUAGUUUGUGAAUUUCACUCACUUUAAUUCCUUUCUUAAAGUAUAGUUAAUGACUUGCAAGUUGAUUCUGCUGCCCCCAGUCUCCAGUUAGUCAAACACAGCCCUUUAAUUUCUGAAAGGCAGCCUUUUAAUAAGAUGUAAUCACACAUUUAUAGCCUAUGACAAUGACAGCAACAAAGAUGAUGGUCUCUGAUGAGGAGAAGAGAUGGCUCGUUGUUGGGAUUGCCAUGAACAAAGUAGCAGCUCCGGUAUUGAGAGAUUUCAUCAAACAAGGAAUGGACAGGUAUUAUACAAACCUGGACAUCUACUGCAGUGGUCUCGCAACACCCUGUACCCUAAAGACACUGACUUACCAUCAGGUCAGUACUGAUCCACGCUUUAAACACUUGAAAUUCCAGAACGUCAACAACAAUCUUCACUUGUAUGGCAUGAAAAGAAAGACUUCCACAAGUACAACUACAACAUCAACAGUUCAAUAGACUUGGCCAAGCUGUACCUGCCAGAGUAUCUUGCUGAGUUUUCAGGCUUUGACGAGUCACUGGACAUGAGCGCCAUCCUUCGCCUGUUGGGAUUUAACAACCCUGCACCCAUUUUCCACUCAGCAAAUCCAUUGAUUUCCAUUCAGUCGUCAGCUGAUGACGUCAGGGAAAAUGUCAGGAACACAUGGGGCCAUUUUGAUGUGACUGACUGGACUAAGGUCUUCUUUACUGAUUGUUUCUCCAAGCUGAACACCUUGGUGAGAAGCGUGGGACUGACUGGUGGUAUGGAGAAGACGACUCUGGAUCACCUUUCUGAUUGGGAAACAAAAGGUUGUCAGCUGUGCAUGGGUCAUGCUGUGGAUCAAAAUCUUCUUUCUCUUGUGCAACAAGAUGUCAAAAACCUUGUCAAGGACUACAAGACCACUGAAGAAUCGCUAGCUCAACAGAGAGUGGACCUAACUGCAAUGCAAAACACGGUGAUUUCCAUCCAAGAUCAGCAAUCAGCAACAAGAGCUCAACUGGAGGAACAUGAUCAGCAAUUGGCAGCAGUGCUGGAGUGGAAGGAGCAACAGAUGAAAGAGAAUGAAGACAUAUUGCAAAAGCUUGUGUCAGUCGAGAAAAUGCUGAGUGAAGAAUUAUUGAUCAGAGUUGAAGGAGUAGAAAAGGGACUUGCCGAGACAGACAACAAACUAGAACAACUGGAGCAAGGGUUUGCCAAGAGAGAUGGCAAAGUAGAACAACUGGAGCAAGCGUUUGCCAAGACAGAUGACAAAGUAAAACAACUGGAGCAAGGGUUUUCCAAGACAGAUAACAAAGUAGAACAACUGGAGCAAGGGUUUGCCAAGACAGAUGACAAAGUAGAACAACUGGAGCAAGGGUUUGCCAAAGUUGAAAAGGAUGUGUCCGAGACAGGCAACAAAGUCAAACAACUGGAAGAAGUAGUUAGAAGUCACAGGAUGAAGGAAAACAAACCAGCUUCCUCUGUCGAAACAUUCGAUGUGAAAUCCUGUCAAAGCAAACUUGCAGAGCAUUACAAACGAACUGCCACGGUGCCCACCUCUGUGUGGACGAAAAAAUCCCCGGUGGACAUUCACCAGAUCUACACUCGACUGUCCUGGGUGAAAGAGGAACAAAACCCAUCUGGGUCUUCACAGUCUAAGCUGGCUCAUUACACAGACGUGUUUACUGCAAACAAGAACGGUGUUUUACCGAAGAGGAUAUUAGUACAAGGGCAGACGGGUAUUGGGAAGAGCACUUUCGUCAAGAAACUGGCGGUGGACUGGGCUGAACUUGAUGACAAGAUCACGGGAGACACAAAGAAUGAUGCAUUGACCAGGUUUGAAGAUGGUAGAGACGAACAUGUAAGUGAAGAUAAAGAAGCAACAUUUCAAGAUAACAAAGACCCCUCAAGAUCACGUGGCAAGCAUGAAGACAUGAGCGAAACCCAGAGAGAAUCCUUGAAGAAGUUCGAGCUUGUUCUUGUCAUUAAUCUCAAAGAGGUAUCCAAAUGCAGUAGCCUCAGAGAAAUCGUCCGUUCCUGCAGUAUUUUUCCCGAGGAAGAAACAGCCCUUGUUGAUGACCUGCUAAGUUACAUCACCAAAAACCAAGAGAAAGUACUGCUGGUGUUUGAUGGCUACGACGAGUAUCGCUGCGGAAGCAACUCUGAAAUAUAUGAAAUAUUCAGAGGGAAGAAACUGAGAAACUGUUGUGUCCUGAUAACAACUCGAAUUUCCAAAGCUGACGACCUACGAGAAUUCAAAGACGUGCAUGCUGAGAUCACUGGGUUUAGUAAAGAGGACAGAGUUGACUUUAUGAUCAAAGUGCUUGGUGGCAAAGCAGAAGCAGAAGAGCUGAGGCUUCAUCUGUCACGGAAGAAGCUAACAGACCUAACAAGCGUUCCAUUACUUCUACUUUUUUUCUGCACUCUGUGGAAAAAAGGAAAGUUGAAGAGCUUUCCAGAAAACAAAACGAAACUGUAUUUAGGAAUUGUUCAAUACGUUUUGGAUUACAAUCAAGGGAAAGACUCUCCUGCUCGCUUUGGCAAAGUACACGAUUUCAAAGAGGUCCUUGCUGAAAUUGGAAAAGUGGCGUUGGAAUGUCUUUUGAAGGACGAUCAUGUGUUCGAGUAUGAUCAAUUGUCUGAUGCCAUCCGUUGUGAUGAAAGUCUUAUCAUUGGCUUACUUCAAGUUACCGAGCACGCAGAAAAUCUUCGACCAGCAGGGAUGGUAUCCUUUAUCCACAAGAGCAUUCAAGAAUUUCUAGCAGCCUUAUUCAUCGCUUACAAAUGUGUCUCUGAAGGAAAUCUCGGCGGAAUUGAACAGCACGCACGCACCUUGGAGGAUUGUAAGGCCUUCGAGAAUGUUUUCCAGUUCGUUUGUGGUUUGUCUGACGAAGGAGCAGUGAAAAUUCUUGAACACUUGAAGUCAGUCAGAAUCUCUGACCCAACACUGGAUUUAUCAAAGACGAUACCGGACGUAGAAACCGAGACUGGCGUGCCUCUAUUUGACGUCACUGGUAGGCCUGAGAGAUUCAAUAACUUGGUUUAUGAUUCCUUUCGAGAGGUUAAAUCCAACGCUGAACUCUUAAGUCAUUUUUUGGAUUGCAUUGGUGGAGUCAUCCCUGUCACCAGAAAUAGGCCGCUUUCUGAACUUAUGGAAAGUGUAAACGUCUUGACUAAACUAGCACGGGAUUGUGUCUUUUACCUUCCUUUCAUUUCCCUUGAUGAAGACGGUGAAUACACAGCAUUGUACAAAUCGCUUGAGUUUCUCAACUGUUUGCAGUUGCCGUUAAGAAUAACUGAGGGUUCUGAAGUUCUCACAUUUGAAGACUUCAUAAGAAAGUUCAGGCUGAAUAGACUUGGACGCUUACGCUGCUUUUUCAGUUUCAUCCUUUGUUUCCGUAAUGGUCAGUUUCAGUGUUACAUUACCGAGUUGUAUCUGCAAUGUGAUGACCAUGCCAGACUAUUUACGGAAUCUAAUGCCAUUGCUGUUUCAUCUGCUACCUCAAGUUUGUGUUCAGAACAAUCCUGUCUGAAAUUCUUAAGUUCUCUGCGUUGGUACAAGCUAAGCGCACAAACAGUGAAAGCUCUUGGUGCAGUCAUCCGGAAUUGUAAGCAUUUAAGUAGAAUUGAAGUUAUGGAGGUUGAUGACUCCAUAUGUUAUCUAUUCGAACAAGUGCGAAACCCCAGUAAGUGCUCUCUGACGAUUGACGCUUCCAAUAGAAGUCCUGAUGUCAGUAUUGACCUUACAUCAACUGUAGCAGUGCAGCUUGCAAGUUUGUUACCAAGAUUUAACAACGUCAUAGCUCUUAACCUUGACCUGAGUCACUGCGAUGCUGCAGCAUUGAACACAUUGGUUACUAGUAUCACACAUAAGACUCUGGAGAAAUUGAUACGUAGUGGAACAAGCUUGACUCCAGCAGAAGCCGCGGCACUCGGUCGGUCACUUCCUGAAAUGUCGUCCCUACAAGUACUGGAGUUGACUGGUGUGGAUGGAAGCAUUUUGCAAGCUGAGGAAAUGGAGGCGUUGUUUGGCGGAUUUAACAAGAUGCUGCCUUUGGUCAGGUUAGCAUUCAGAAAUUUUAGCUCGAGGGGUUGUCUCGCUGCGCUCUGCAAAAGCUUUCGCUUCUUCUCCAAUUUGAAAGAGCUAAACCUUGAAAAGUUGGAUAUGAAUGAACACGACCAGUGUAGUCUGGUGGAGAGCCUUAGAUUCCUUUGUGGUCUGACGGCACUGAAUAUACAGGAGACUGAUCAACAGGGUUACGCGCAUUGCUACACAACAAAAUCAAACACGCGCGGGAUUCAAGCGACACUAAAUCUGGAGGGAGUGAAACUGACUCCAGCAGUAGCUAUGGCACUCGGUCGUUCACUUCCUGAAAUGUCGUCCUUGCUAGAACUAAGGUUAACUGGUGUAGAUGGAAGCAUUUUACAAGCUGAGGAAAUGGUGGCGCUGUUUGGGAGACUGUACAAACUGUUGCCGUUGCGCGAGUUUGUUUUCAAGGGUUACUGCCUAAGAAGUUGUAUUUCUCCGCUCAACAACAUCUUCCACUUUUUUCCCAAUGUUAGAAGGUUAGAGCUUGAAAAGUUAAACAUGGAUGAAGAUGAACAGUGUAGUCUGCUGGAGAGUUUAAGAUUAAUUCCCGAUGUAACAUCACUGAGUGUGCAGAGCAAACCACUGGUCCACGGAAGUUGCUGCGCAGCGAAAUUGACGUUAACCUCCGACUUUUUUCCGCUCGGCGUGACUUCCAAGAGUUUGGACCUGAACGGAAUAAGCUUGACUUCAAAAACUUCACAGUCACUUGGUCGAUUACUUCCUCAAAUGUUGUCCUUAACAACACUCGAGUUUACAGGGGAAGGGGCCAAGAGCAUUUUGCAUGCGAAGGAAAUAAAGGCCUUGUUUGGCGGUUUCAGCAGAAUAUUGCCUUUGCGCCGUCUUGUUUUCGGUCGUUUUGACCUGAGGGGUAGUGUCGCUCCAAUUACCAAUAGUUUCUGUUUCUUUCCCAGUUUGGUAUGGUUGGAUCUUCUGGAUUACAAUAUGGAUGAACAUGACUUGUGUGGCUUGCUGGAGAGCUUACGAUUCCUUCCUAAUCUAAUGGAACUGACAAUACUUGGCAGAGAAUCUGGUCAAGCAUCUUGUUGUAAAGUAGAAGCAAACAAUGUCUGUGGAUUCACACAUGAGGCUCUCAGGGAAUUGCUACUAAUUGGAAUAAACCUGACUCCAAGAGUAGCCGCAGUGCUCGGACGGAUACUCCCUGAGAUGUCGUCCCUACAAGAUCUCCGUUUACGUGGGACUCGCGGAAAUAUUUUGCAAGCUGAAGAAAUGACCGCGCUUUUUGGCAAAUUCAACAAAACGUUGCCUUUAAAGUUUCUUACUUUCAGUGACUUUAGUGUGAGAGGUUGCCUGGCUCCACUCACUGAAAGCUUUCGCUUUUUCCCCAAUUUGGAAGAGUUGUCUCUUGGAGGGUACACAGGAGAGUUGAACCUGGAUGAAUAUAACUUGUGUGCUUUGUUGCAGAACUUGAGUUUCAUUCCUAAUCUCAAGACAUUGAGCGUAAAGGGUCAAACAGUGGGUGACGCGCAUUGCUGCACAGCGGAAGUAAACACAAUGGCUAGUUUCAUCCACAAGACUCUCGAGCAACUCCAGCUGGAUAAAAUAAGCUUGACUUCAGUAUCAGCCGCACUGCUCGGUCGUUUGCUACCUGGAAUGUCAUCACUACAAGUUCUGGAGCUAUCUGGUGUGGAGGGAAGCAUUUUGCAAGCUGAAAAAAUGGAGGCUUUGUUUGGGGGAUUUAACAAAACCUUACCAUUACACAGGCUUACGUUCAGAAAUUUUAGCUCGAGGGGUUCUCUUGCUAUACUCUGCAAAAACUUUCACUUCUUCCCGAAUUUGAAAGAGUUAGAGCUUGACGGGUUAAACAUGAAUGAGCAUGACCAGUGUAGUCUGCUGGAGAGCUUGAGAUUUAUGCUUAGUUUGAGGGCGCUGAGUAUACAGAGUACACGUCAGGAACAGGAACACGUCCACUGCCAUCCAAAAGAAUUUAACACAUUCCGUAGUUUCGCAUCGGAGGCUCAUAAAGGACUUCACGUUAAUGGAAUAAGCCUCACUCCAGCAGUCGCCGCCGCACUCGGUCGGUCGCUUCCUGAAAUGCCGUCCCUGCACGUUCUCCAAUUAAUGGGGGUGAAAGGAAGCAUUUUGCAAGCUGAGCAAAUGGAGUCGCUGUUUGGUAGAUUUAACAACACAAUGCAUUUGUGCGAGCUUACUUUCAGUGGUUUCAGCGUGAGAGGCUGUCUUUCUCCACUCAUCAAAAGCCUCCACUUCUUCCCCAGUUUGAGAGAGUUGAAGCUUGAAAGGUUAGACAUGGAUGAACAUGACCAGUGUGGUCUAUUGACCAGCUUUGGAUUCAUUCGUAAUCUGACGGAACUAAGCGUGCGCGAAAGUGGAGAGGAAUGCCUGAGUUUAUUUUAUAGAAAUACCACAGAAGAACCAAAGCGCAGGAUCCUGGGACUGGAUGGAAUAAGCCUGACUCCACCAGUAACCACACUUCUCGGACGGUUACUUCCUGAAAUGUCGUCCUUGCAAAUACUUGGGGUAACUGGGGUGCAUCGAAGAAUUUUUAAAACUGAGGAAAUGGAAGCGUUGUUUGGCGGAUUUUACCAAACGUUGCCUUUGCAUGAGCUUACUUUGAGAAGUUUAAGCGUAAGAGGUUGUCUUGCUCCACUCUUCAGAAACCUCCAUUUCUUCCCCAACUUGAUAGAUUUACGUCUUGCAAUGUUAAACAUGGAUGAACAUGACUUAAAUGGUCUGCUGGAUAGCUUUCAGUUCAUUCCUAAUCUAGGGGAGCUUAACUUGUCAGGUAAUCCUCUCGGUCACGCAGUGACAUCUAUCGUGCCACACGUCAUCAACCUGAAGAGGCUUCAGUAUCUUUGGAUUCUCAACACUGGUCAUUCUGAGGAAGAUCUGAUUUACGUUCGAGAAACCGUCCAGCAAGCACUACCAGAACUCAAAAUUAACAGGGACUAGGAAUUCUUCCAUUUUGAAGAUCUAGGUUUUCUAGAUUAAUGGUGUAAUCCGAGUUAAUUGGACUGUUUUUCUUUGCGAUCCUUGAGCACCUCCAUGCGGUAAUAAUUUUCAUAGCAGCUUUUCCAAAUUUAAAUUUUAGCUAAAGACAAGAAAGCGGCUUUCAUUAGUAAGCUUAUGCUAGUUUUGUUGUUUGUUUAAAAUAGGCGAGGUAUUUAGAUUCCUCUCAGAAACAGAUGUUUCCGUAAAGGGGCAAAGUCUCAGCUGAUAUACGAUAAGAUUUCCACUACUGAGACGGUAGGUUUUUCCGCUGGGAACCGUAUUUCAGUUGAACGGACACUUGAACUGCACUGAGCGGGGAACUUCUCUAAAUUCAGAGAAAAUUGACUCAGAAAAUCACCACUUUGCUUGUGGAAACGAUCUACUUCACUAGAGGCUUCUAAGGACGUCAAGGAUGAGAAAGGACUCGGUCCCAACAGUAGCUAAGAGUAGUUUAUUCAAACUUCGUGUCCAUUUGUCAGUCUAUAAAUCAAGGCAAUACAAAAUCGACGAAUAAUUAUAGAUGCACGACUCGAGCAAAAUUAGAAACAAAUUUCAGUUUGAAUAAAAUGAGAGCGGAGGAAACAAAGCUCUCAAUGUGUUGUCAAACUGAAA